Molecule: messenger RNA, 660 nt
Organism: Bipolaris oryzae ATCC 44560
Lineage: Eukaryota; Fungi; Ascomycota; Dothideomycetes; Pleosporales; Pleosporaceae
Exons: 2
Coding region: 1-660 (219 amino acids)
Source: RefSeq, a predicted model, not a curated record
AUGUCUUCUCCAACAGGCCCCCAUUCCACCAACAUCACCGACACCACCCCAAACAACGCAGCCGAAGCCCACAAAGCCCGCACUAACUCUGACAUAAUCAACCUCUUCAAAAAACCCCCCAUCUCAGACGCCAACCCCCCCUCCAUCAAAGGCAUAGGACUUUACACCCACAUCGCCGCUCCCACCAAUCCCAGCCCAGAAAUCCCCUCUCACCCAGUCUUCCUGCCCAUCACUCAAACCCCCACCGGAAAAGCCCCUUUCAACCCUCAUCUACCAGAUGAAAUCCGCGACCUAUGUUCGGACAUACGCGACCUAAUCCGCGACGAAGAAGCAGCCGUAGCGAACCGCUCCCUCAGUUUUGACGAACUCACCAAACGCUACGCUGGACUUCCUGUGCGUGCUGAUGUCCUGGGUGACGCGACGGCGCUGGCGGUGAGGGCGAAGGGGGAUGUGGUUAUGCGGGAGGACGGAGGAGGGCGACAGGGUGUGGAGAGGGAGGUGGGAGUGCAGAGUGGGAGUCGCCGGGUGUCGGUUGAUGUAGCGGGGUCUGGGGUGGCUGGAAGGGAGGAUGUGGUUAUGCGGGAGGUGGAGGAGGAAACGGCGAGGAAACUACCGCCUGGUACGCAUAUUUAUCGGGAGGAUCCGAGGAGGAGGAGGUGA